Coregonus clupeaformis (lake whitefish) is the source of this 411-nucleotide messenger RNA. Its product is annotated as glycoprotein hormone alpha-2-like. The transcript has 3 exons. Gene Ontology annotation, biological process: cell surface receptor signaling pathway. Gene Ontology annotation, cellular component: extracellular region. Bases 1 to 411 code for a protein of 136 amino acids. Gene Ontology annotation, molecular function: hormone activity; hormone receptor binding. Lineage: Eukaryota; Metazoa; Chordata; Actinopteri; Salmoniformes; Salmonidae. The record is from RefSeq and is a predicted model, not a curated record.
AUGCCUCAGUGUGUGCCCUCUAACCUCUGUGUGCUAAUGCUGCUGCUGACCCUGCUGCUGCUGUCUCCAUUCAGCUUCAGCUACAAGGGGCUCAGCACAGGACCUGGCUGCCAUCUAUACCCGUUUAACGUGACCAUCCGUAGUGACCGGCGUGGGACAUGUAAGGGAACCCAUGUUGUGUAUGCAUGUGUUGGGUACUGUGAGUCCAGUGCCUUUCCCUCGCGCUACUCUGUCCUGGUGGCAUCUAACUUCACUCACAACAUCACCUCAGCAUCAAGAUGUUGUACCAUCAGCAAGGACGCAAAGAUCAAAGUUAGUCUGGACUGCCCUCGCGCUCGUCACCAUGACGACAUUGAGAUCCUGACGGCGCGGGCCUGUCACUGCGACAUGUGUCGCAAGUCACGCUACUGA